AUGCUUGAACAAAGAGGAGGGUUGAAAAAUAGCAAAAACAUGUUAGUUGACGAGCAAGUUGCUAUGUUCUUACAGUUAGUUUUAGAUGCAGUAUGUCGAUUACAUAAAAAGUUCUACAAGAAACCCGUGCCAAUACCCGAUGAUGAAACCGACGAGAGAUGGAGGUGGUUUAAGGGUUUCUUAGGAGCAUUAGAUGGAACAUAUAUCAAAGUUAAAGUCCUUGCAGCAAAGAGAAAACCUUAUCGAACACGCAAGGGUGAGAUCUGUACUAAUAUAGUCAAGUACUCUGAGAUGCUAUUAGUAGACCACAUGGUCUUAAAAUACCUCAUGGAACAUACUACCUUUGAUAUGCGGGUUAUACAAAUGGUGAAGGUUUUUUAACACCUUAUCAUGGACAACGUUACCAUCUUAAUGAUUGGUAUCGACCACCUACAAAUGCUAAAGAGUUAUAUAACAUGAGACACUCAUCAGCAAGGAACGUAAUAGAGCGAUGUUUUGGAUUGAUCAAAUCUGGAUGGGCUAUGUUACGUGAUAAUGCAUACCAUCCAAUAGAAUAUAUGCCACACAUAAUCAUUGCAUGUUGUUUGAUGCAUAAUUUCAUACGUGCAACCAUUACCGAAGACCCCCUUGAUUAAAAAUCCAUGCAAAUCACACACAAAUUGGAGACGAACAUGACAACGUUAUUUCUACCGUAGAGACAUCGCAAGGAUGGACUGACCAUCGAGAUCUUCUUGCUAAUGCUAUGUUUACUGAUUGGAGUGCAAGGCGUUCCAACAAUUAAUUUAUUUCAUGUUUUUAUGUAAACUUCAUUAUUCUUUAUGUGGUGUUGAUAUUAUGUUUAAUGAUUGAACAACUCUAUUAUUAUUUCAUUAUCUUGUUGAUAUAUUGUAUUUAUUAUGUGG
This is a messenger RNA of Lactuca saligna, 902 nucleotides long. Lineage: Eukaryota; Viridiplantae; Streptophyta; Magnoliopsida; Asterales; Asteraceae. The record is from the annotation of a GenBank genome assembly.